AUGGAUCACCCGUGCUUGCUUUCGAGGUUUGCUUCAGUCGUCCAUCAGAGCACGAAAGCCGGAAGUCAGGCGAUGCGCAGUGACGCGUUUAGCGCCUCUCAUCAUUCCCCACCACGCCCGGAUCGCAUGUGGCCGUCAUGUGAAGGCCCGCAAGCUUGCGGGACGAGAGAACAAGCCUGCCAUACGGCGGCCAUAGCCCAACUGCAAGUGCCAGUACCAAGUGCUACCAGUCCGACACUCGCGCCGCUUGCGAAAAAACAACAACAACAACAACGACAGCAUGUCGUGGUCCCGUAUCCCAUUUCGCUGUCUUCUCGUUUAGUGUUUCCUUUUUCCGCAUCUACCGUGGAAUUGCGCGGUUCUCUUGGAGUUCAUCAGUCUCUUGGAGGCGCAUCAAACGCCUGCUGCGCUUUGCACCACCCCCCCACGGUUCUCUCGGGCUCGGCGACGGCGCCAACGAAUAGCUCCGUUGCUGCUGGCCCGGCGACGGCGAAUAUAGAUUUUACGCGUACAUAUCCUAAUGUCGGCUAUGUGAUAUCAAAAGAGCAGGGCGGGGGCGGAGGUGGAGGAGCUGGAUACACUGAGAAUUGGAGCAGUCUGAUUGGCAUCAUCACUGCUAUUGUGGGCAAUGUGCUCAUUUCUUUUGCACUGAACAUGCAGCGCUACGCUCAUAUACGACUGGACCGUGAAUGGCAGGAGAAAGAACGUCUACGCAAGAAGAGGAGUGCUUCCAGUGCCAGUCUAGCACAACUGUCGUCCAGAGGGAAUGGCAAAGACGGAAAGAUGGCAGCUCGGCCAGGCGAAGAUGUGGUAGAUGCUUCGGAAUCCGAUGCCCUGUUACCACGGCCAUCGAUGGCAAGAGAAGGCAGUGACGACACUUCUGCUUCGGGCGAAGAAGAGGCUUACAAGCACAAGUCCUAUCUCAAAUCCCCCUACUGGUGGCUCGGCAUAAUCCUCAUGACCAUUGGCGAAGCAGGCAACUUCCUCGCCUACGGCUUCGCGCCCGCCUCCAUUGUUUCGCCGCUCGGUGUCGUCGCACUCAUCUCCAACUGCAUCAUCGCACCUUUUAUGCUCAAGGAGCCGUUCCGCAAACGCGACGCACUCGGUGUGAUAAUCGCCGUGGGAGGUGCGGUUACAGUGGUGCUGUCGGCAAACAGUAGUAAUCCAAAGCUGGGGCCGGAUGAGAUUUGGCAUUUGAUUACGAGGUGGGAGUUUGAGACGUAUUUUGGCAUUACGGCGGGGGUCAUUAUUGCGUUGAUGGUGGCGAGCAAUCGCUUUGGGGAGAAGAGCGUAUUGAUUGAUCUGGGGCUCGUUGGGUUGCUCGGAGGAUAUACUGCGUUGUCUACCAAAGGUGUCUCGUCGUUGCUCUCGUAUACACUAUGGCGGGCUAUCACUUUCCCAAUCUUCUAUCUACUGGUUGCCAUACUCGUUGGUACUGCCAUCAUGCAGAUCAAGUAUGUCAAUCGCGCUCUACAACGUUUCGACGCAACCCAAGUGAUCCCGGUUCAAUUCGUGCUCUUCACACUGUCCGUCAUUGGUGGCUCAGCAGUUUUGUACCGUGACUUUGAACGUACCUCUGGCGAAGACGCCGGCAAGUUCAUUGGGGGCUGCGCCUUGACCUUUUUCGGUGUCUGGCUCAUCACCAGCGGCCGCCCCAAACAAAACGAGGACGAAGAUGAAGACCGCGAACCGGAACCUGAAGAUGCCAUCAACCUCAUCACAGAAGGCUACGCCGACGAAGUAGCCAAUAUGAGCGAAAACAGCGCAGCAAACACCCGUCGAUCCUCCACCACCCAUCGCCUCUCCCCCUCCAACACCAACAACUUCCCCUUCUAUGCCAGCACCGACACUUCCCGCCCCACAACCCCAAGCAUAAACAUCAUCCCAGACGCCACGACAUCCUCUCAAAACCACACCCGUCCAGCAACAGCAGAAGACAAGCCGCAUCCCCAGCUCUCGCCGCCCACUCGGCACCCCCCGAUCUCGACCUCCCCCUCCCCCCCUCCAGCACAACCCGCGUCAAAUCCGGACCCGAAAUCCCCUCGAGAACAGGCUCGGAGCUCCGCCGUCUCCGACUAA
Molecule: messenger RNA, 2079 nt
Organism: Plenodomus lingam JN3
Lineage: Eukaryota; Fungi; Ascomycota; Dothideomycetes; Pleosporales; Leptosphaeriaceae
Source: RefSeq, a predicted model, not a curated record